UGGGCAGCCUUGGGUUUGUAGUGUAGAAGAAGCAGCCACAAACAAAGCGUUUUUGAUAUUACUUGCAGCAAUAGUUUUUUUUUAUUACUAUCAUUAGAUAAAACUGAGAGUUAUGACAGAAAAAGUAAUUGCAAGAUGCAGCUGGGCUCAAACGGCCGGCAAAGAGCUGCAUCAGGUGGUGCCCACACGGCACUCGGACGAAGAUGUCUUUGAAAAGCCCGACUUGGACGAUGUUAUCGAUGAAGAACGCGCAGUUUUGUUCUCAAACAAUGACUGCCCAACAAUACCCUGUGAGUUGCAAUUUCAAAUAUCACCAAAGUUUAAAAUUGCCGCCAUAACGCUUGUGUGUAGCGCACCCAAAGUGGAGCUCUUUGUUGGUCCAACUCAGGAGUAUCUGGAGACCAUUUACGGCACCAGCAUUGAAGAACAAGAGGCCGAUAUACCCAUACGGCCCUAUCGUUACGAUGUCGAAAUCGAUCGUUCCGGCAUAUCUGAGAUUAAUCUAAAGCUGCUGACGUCGGCUAAAGAAAUUUGUAUUUAUGGUGCUAUGUUGCACAUAGCUCCAAAUCCGAAUGGCAUCACCACACAGCUGCAAAAUACAUUCGACAUACAAAAUAUACAGGAGUUGCUGCAAAAAGGUGGCAAUCAAACCGAGGACGAUGAUCGAAAGUUACAAAAGUUUCUGUGCAUGAUGAAGGGGCUGUCCUGUCCUGCACAGCCUGUACCGAUGUCAUCAGCCACUGCCGUUGACAUUAACCCAACUGUACAGCAACAUAUCGAUGCCAAGUUCGAGCAGCUUCAACACACUAUCACUAAAAGACUGGAUGCAUUCGAAGCGCAACAAGCUGCAAAGCUGGACAAAAUUAUUGCAAUGCUUGAAAAGAAAAACUAACUGAUUAAAUCAUAAAUGAUAAGCUAUUCAUUCAAUUAUGUGUCCAAAACUAAGUUUCAUAUGCAUCUAAAAUUAGUUAUUCGAAUUGUGAUCUGUUGAAUAUUUCUUUUAAUUAUGUAUUGAAGUCAUUUCAUCUAUCGUUGGCCAAAAUCAAAC
Molecule: messenger RNA, 1048 nt
Organism: Drosophila hydei
Lineage: Eukaryota; Metazoa; Arthropoda; Insecta; Diptera; Drosophilidae
Exons: 2
Coding region: 113-892 (259 amino acids)
Source: RefSeq, a predicted model, not a curated record